Molecule: messenger RNA, 1503 nt
Organism: Penicillium oxalicum
Lineage: Eukaryota; Fungi; Ascomycota; Eurotiomycetes; Eurotiales; Aspergillaceae
Product: flavin monoamine oxidase family protein
Exons: 2
Coding region: 1-1503 (500 amino acids)
Molecular function (GO): oxidoreductase activity
Source: RefSeq, a predicted model, not a curated record
AUGGCCAACGUACCUAAGAGCCGCGACGGCUAUCAGUGGACUCCCGCCACAGGCUUGGUGCAAGGUGUCCCCACCCUCGGCCUUGUUCAGCCGUCGAAGAAGGGACUCAAGAACAGCAAACGAUACGAUGUGGUCGUAGUCGGUGCUGGCUAUGCUGGCCUGACCACGUGCCGUGACUUGACAGUCGCCGGCAACAGUGUACUACUAAUCGAGGCUCGAGAUCGAAUCGGCGGCCGUUCCUGGUCAUCCAAUAUUGAUGGCUACCCUUACGAGCUGGGUGGAACUUGGGUACACUGGCACCAGCCCUUCGUUUGGCGUGAACUUCGCCGGUAUGGAAUGAUUGAUCAAUUGGAGGUAUCGCCACGACCAGGCAUGGAGGGUGGCUCCAGAGUCACAGUCAAUUUGGAUGGCAAAGUGGUAUCAUUAUCACACGAUGAAGAGAGUGAAAUCGUCGAGUCCGCCUUCAAAAAAUUCAUCAACGUGGACGGCGUUCUGGGUCGUAGCGUCAUUCCCUACCCCCACGACAUCGAGCUCAACAUGGCUGGAGUGAAGAAAUACGACCAAUUGUCCAUGGCCGACCGUAUGGCUCAGGUAGAAUCACAGUUGACGCCUUUGGAGAAGAACACGUUUGGAGGAUUUCUUGCUAUCACCCAUGGGGCCAAGUGGGAAGAGGCCUCAUUUUUCGAGCUCUUGCGCUGGUGGGCGUUGAUGAACUACAACUAUACCGACUUCAUGGCCAUUGGACUCACCUACAAACUUCGUGACGGCCAGUCUGCUCUAGCACGGCGCAUUUUCGAUGAGGCCAUCGACACGGGACGAUUAGAUUAUUCGUUUUCAACUCCGGUCAAAAGUGUUCAUGACAACGGCAGUCAUAUCGUGAUCACCGCUCGGAAUGGCGACGCUACGUUCGAGGCGAGGCGAGCGGUAUGCACUGUCCCACUGAACGUGCUGCACACUAUUGCAUUCACUCCGGCUCUCCCUUCUCUCAAACGCGAGGCCUCAAUGAUGGGGCACGCCAACCAGGUUGUCAAGUGUCACGCCGAGGUGGCCAAUCCCGAAAUGCGCUCACUUGGUGCCACGAAUUUCCCUCGAGGCAAACUCACCUACACGUUCGGGGAUGGAACUACCCCCGCGGGUCACACUCAUCUUGUGGCAUUCGGUAGCUCACUCCCAGAAGCUCACUUGGAUCCGGAGAAAGAUAUCAGUGUUACCAAACAAGCAUUCGAAGCGUUUCACCCAGACAUGAAAGUGCAGAGGCUGGUCUUUCAUAACUGGCAUCAGGAUGAAUUUGCCCGCGGUGCAUGGGAGUGGCUAAGGCCUGGAAUGACGACGAAAUAUCUGGAAGCGCUACGAAAGCGGCAUGGUAAUGUGUUCUUCGCUAGCUCGGACUCUUCCUUUGGUUGGAGGGGCUUCAUUGAUGGUGCGAUCGACGAUGGAGGCAGAGUGGCGAAAAUGGUCCAUGACGAGUUGAAAAUGAGGGAUCUUCCGAGGAGUCGCCUCUGA